ACUAAUUUCUUAUUUCUCCGUCUCACUUCUCGCUUCUGCUGUGCGAAGACGAAAGAGCCGAAGGGAGCCCCGAAACCCUAAAAGAGAUCGAUUCUUGUGCAGUUAGGGUUCGCACUCGUAACAAUUCACAGCGCCUCGGAUCAUUUGAGUAUUGAACUGGGUGUCCUACUGUUCGAUUUCACUCUUUGUACCGUGGAGGAUUGACAGGUAGAAGUGAGGGCAGGAGCGGAAGACGUUGGGUGCUCUGAUCUAUCCGUCCGAUCGAAAUCUUGGACUUCGCCGAGCCGAGUCGUCUGCGGACCGUAUCUGAGGACCGGAAUUCGGAGACAGUUUCAGUUGUUUUUCGUGAACAUAACAAACCCAAAGAAAUAAGACAGUGAGGAACACCACUCGCAGAGGUUUGGCAAUAUCCGGAAAAUGUCAGAGUUCCUUGACCUAGAAACGCAGGAUGGGGUGCGAAUGACCUGGAACAUGCUUCCAGGCACAAAGCAAGAAGCUUUGGGUUGCGUCAUACCAGUUGCUGCUAUCUACACUCCUCUCAAACCAAUUCCUGACAUGCCAGUCCUGCCUUACUCGCCUCUUAGAUGCCGCAUCUGCCGCUCCAUCCUCAAUCCUUUCUCCAUUGUGGACUAUGUUGCUAAGAUCUGGGUAUGCCCAUUCUGCUUUCAGCGCAACCACUUUCCUCAACACUAUUUGUCAAUAUCGGAGGACACCCUUCCUGCUGAGCUUUUCCCUCAAUACACAACCAUUGAGUAUGCAUCCUCCAUUGAGACUGGCUCGAAGAUCCCUUCAGUGUUCCUCUUUGUUGUUGAUACAUGUAUGAUUGAGGAGGAGAUUGUGUUCUUGAAGUCAGCCUUGUCGCAGGCUAUUGAGCUGUUGCCAGAGAAUUCUCUUGUUGGCUUAAUCACUUUUGGGACUUACGUACAGGUCCAUGAGUUAGGUUUCGGGCAUAUGCCAAAAUCCUAUAUUUUCAAAGGGUCGAAAGAGUACACAAAGGAACAACUCUUGGACCAAAUGUGCUUUUUUGCAGGGAAGCCAAGACCAAAUGUUGGAGUGAUUGCGGGCCCCAGGGAUGGACUGUCAUCAGAGAGUGUUGGCAGAUUCCUUUUACCUGCCUCUGAGUGCGAGUUUGUCUUGAACUCAGUUCUAGAAGAACUACAGAGAGAUCCUUGGCCUGUCCCAGCAGACCAACGUGCUUCAAGAUGCACCAGCACGGCACUAAGUAUUGCAGCUAGUUUGUUAGGUCUCUGUGUUCCUGGUACAGGAGCUAGAAUUAUGGCUUUUGUUGGUGGUCCAUCUACAGAGGGAACAGGCUCUAUCGUAUCAAAGAGUCUUUCUGAGCCAAUUCGUUCUCACAAAGACCUUGAUAAAGGAGCUGCUCCACUUUAUAAUAAAGCUGUGAAAUUCUAUGAGGCACUUUCAAAGCAACUUGCGCAUCAAGGUCAUGUAUUGGAUUUGUUUGCUUGUGCACUUGACCAGGUUGGGGUGGCAGAGCUUAAAGUUGCAGUUGAAAGGACUGGAGGUAUUGUGGUUCUUGCAGAAAGUUUUGGACACUCUGUUUUCAAGGAUUCACUGCGACGCAUUUUUCAGUCAGCUGAGUAUGAUCUUGGUCUAGCAUUCAAUGGCGUAUUUGAGGUUAACUGCUCAAAGGAUCUGAAAGUCCAGGGCAUCAUUGGUCCUUGUGCUUCUCUUGAUAAGAAGGGGCCUUUGUGCGCUGAAACAAUUGUUGGUCAGGGAAACACAAGUGCCUGGAAGAUGUGCGGCCUUGAUAAAAAGACAUCGUUAUGUUUGAUAUUUGAGAUUGUGAGAAAAGAUGGUCCAGAAACAAAUGCUCAACCUACAAGCAAUCAAUUUUAUUUCCAAUUUUUGACAUAUUAUCAACAUAGCGAUGGCCAGAUGAGAUUACGUGCAACCACUCUGUCCAGAAGAUGGGUGGCAGGUCCUGGCAGUACACAGGAUUUGGUAUCUGGAUUUGACCAAGAAGCUGCUGCUGCAGUCAUGGCACGCCUGGUUUCUUUCAAGAUGGAAACAGAGGCUGAUUUUGAUCCAAUACGAUGGCUUGAUCGAUCGUUGAUACGUUUGUGUUCCAAGUUUGGAGAUUACCAGAAAGACAGUCCAUCCUCUUUCAGCUUAUCUCCACGCUUAUCAAUAUUUCCUCAAUUUAUGUUCCACUUGAGGCGUUCUCAGUUUGUCCAGGUCUUUAACAAUAGUCCUGAUGAGACAGCAUACUAUAGGAUGAUCCUGAAUAGAGAGAAUGUUGCAAAUGCAGUUGUUAUGAUCCAGCCAUCACUGAUAUCUUACUCCUUCCAUUCUGCCCCUGAGCCUGUUCUUCUGGAUGUAACUGCAAUUGCUGCAGAUAGGAUUCUGCUGUUGGAUUCUUAUUUUACGGUGGUUGUAUUUCAUGGAAUAAGCAUUGCACAAUGGCGAAAUGCUGGCUACCAAAAUCAACCUGAGCAUGAGACGUUUGCUCAUUUACUUCAAGCUCCACGUGAUGAGGCAGAUGCAAUAACAAAGGAGCGAUUUCCUGUUCCUCGUCUGGUCGUUUGUGAUCAACAUGGCUCCCAGGCUCGAUUUCUUUUGGUGAAAUUGAAUCCAUCAGUCACAUACAACUCUGACAAUCCUCCGCCGCCUGGUGGAGAUAUCAUAUUCACAGAUGAUGUUAGCUUCCAGGUUUUCUUGGAUCAUCUUCAGCGUCUUGCAGUUCAGUAACAAUAUGGUGUUAGAGCAGUACCUAUUUCGUCUCGCAUCUCAUUAUUCAUUGUACGGUAAGGAAAGCAAAGCGUGGCCCACUGUUAGUCCCUGGGUAGGCUUUUGAAAAUUUAUCAGCUUCUCUGUUUGAGGAUUUGUCUUUUGCUCUAAUCGUUUGUAAAUGUUUUUGUAUGUACACAUUAUCUGUAUUCCCUGGUGGUGGUGUCACAUAAAAGAUGUCAUUUACGAUAUAGCUUGUUGGUAUAAAAUUUCCACAUCAGACCAUUGGCGAUAUUGUUA
Molecule: messenger RNA, 2988 nt
Organism: Musa acuminata AAA Group (dessert banana)
Lineage: Eukaryota; Viridiplantae; Streptophyta; Magnoliopsida; Zingiberales; Musaceae
Product: protein transport protein SEC23 C-like
Exons: 14
Coding region: 418-2709 (763 amino acids)
Biological process (GO): intracellular protein transport; endoplasmic reticulum to Golgi vesicle-mediated transport; COPII-coated vesicle cargo loading
Cellular component (GO): COPII vesicle coat; endoplasmic reticulum exit site
Molecular function (GO): GTPase activator activity; zinc ion binding
Source: RefSeq, a predicted model, not a curated record